Molecule: messenger RNA, 1152 nt
Organism: Diaporthe amygdali
Lineage: Eukaryota; Fungi; Ascomycota; Sordariomycetes; Diaporthales; Diaporthaceae
Product: pyridoxal-phosphate dependent enzyme
Exons: 2
Coding region: 1-1152 (383 amino acids)
Biological process (GO): D-serine biosynthetic process; pyruvate biosynthetic process; L-serine metabolic process
Molecular function (GO): serine racemase activity; D-serine ammonia-lyase activity; threonine racemase activity
Source: RefSeq, a predicted model, not a curated record
AUGGCAGACCCAAAGAACUGCCUGCCACUAACCCGCGCCUCCGUGGUGGCCGCCCACGACCUGGUGCGGCCGCACAUCCACCGCACGCCCGUGCUGACCAACUCGACGCUGUCGAAGCUGGCGUCGACGCCGGCGCAGCAGGAGGACCAGGAGACAGACGGGGAGGGGCAGGGGAAGGCGCGCCCUGUCACCAGGCUGUGGUUCAAGUGCGAGAACCUGCAGCGCGUCGGCGCGUUCAAGGUGCGCGGGGCGUUCCACGCCGUCGAGAGGCUCAAGGCCGACGAGGGCUGGGUCGCUGGUGGGGGGUUGGGGAGGGGGGUUGUCACGCAUAGUAGUGGCAACCACGCCCAGGCCCUCGCCCUCGCAGCCCGCGAGUCCGGCAUCCCCGCGCACAUCAUCAUGCCCGAGAUCUCGGCGCCGGGCAAGAUCGCCGCGACGAAGGGCUACGGCGCCAACGUCAUCUUCAGCGGGUCGACGUCGGUCGAGCGCGAGGCCGUCGCCGCCCGCGUCAUGGCCGAGACGGGCGCCACGCUCGUGCCCCCCUACGACCACCCGGACAUCAUCCUCGGACAGGGCACGCUGGGGCUCGAGUUCCAGGAGCAGGUGAAGCAGCUGAUGGAGGCUGGGGCAGACGGCGCCGAUGGAGAGGCCACGAACGGGGAAAAGAAGGGCCUCGACGCCAUCAUCACGCCCUGCGGCGGCGGCGGCAUGCUCUCCGGCGUGGCGCUGUCGUGCGAGGGCACGGGGAUCUGGGUCUUCGGGUCCGAGCCGUCGUUCCAGGGCGCCGACGACUGCCGGCGCGGGCUGGAGGCGGGCAAGCGCGUCGAGAGCGUGUCGACGCUGACGGUCGCCGAUGGCCUGCGCACGCCCGUCGGCGCGCUGCCGUGGGGCGUCAUCCACGACCGGAAGCUGGUGCGCGGCGUCUACGCUGUCUCCGAGGAGCAAAUCACGGCCGCGCUGCGGCUUGUCCUCGAGCGCAUGAAGGUCGUUGUUGAGCCUAGCGCUGCGGUCCCGCUUGCUGUUGUGCUGUAUAAUGAGGAGUUCCGCGCGUUGGUUGAGCGUGAGGCUGGGCCAGAGGGGUGGGAUAUUGGAGUUGUGUUUAGUGGGGGCAAUGUUGGGCUGGAUAAUCUGGGGAGGUUGUUUGCUUCCUGA